Messenger RNA from Helianthus annuus (common sunflower), 675 nucleotides. RefSeq names its product auxin-responsive protein IAA33. Gene Ontology annotation, molecular function: protein binding. The coding region runs from base 30 to 524 and encodes 164 amino acids. Gene Ontology annotation, biological process: regulation of DNA-templated transcription. The transcript is spliced from 2 exons. Lineage: Eukaryota; Viridiplantae; Streptophyta; Magnoliopsida; Asterales; Asteraceae. The record is from RefSeq and is a predicted model, not a curated record. Gene Ontology annotation, cellular component: nucleus.
AUGUAUGUUCAUCAUAUCUAGAGAGAAACAUGAACACAAAUGAUCAACAAGGGUCUCUAAACAUGAUGAAGCGACGGUGGUUGCAAGAUCACCAAAGAAGACUCAUGCAACAACCCUACAUCAACAUGCAACUUCCUUCUCAAAAUAAUAACAACAACAUGAUUCACAAGUUUCUAAAAGAAGAAGAUGAUUUGAUAGCCGGGGUUAUUCCGGCUGUGACGGUUGUUGUGGAAGGUCGUUCAAUCUGCCACCGGAUCAGCCUUCACAAUCACGAUGGUUACAACAGUUUAGCGAAGGCGCUCCGCCACAUGCUGGUGGAUGAUCAGGAAGAAGAGCAGGCUGCUGGAGGUGGAGGACUUGAUCUGUCGAACGCGGUACCGGGUCAUAUCAUUGCUUAUGAAGAUAUGGAAAAUGAUCUUCUCCUUGCUGGUGAUCUUAACUGGAAGGACUUUACAAGGGUGGCAAGGAGAAUUCGAAUAAUUCCGGUGAAGGGAAAUUCAAGUAAAGGAAAAGGAUUAAAGUAGAGUUAGCAUUGAAGGAAUAAUGAGUGUUUAUUCCUAUGUAACAUGUUGUGUUCGAAGCAUAUCAUGUAGUGUUUGUUGUGUUUUCUUUCAUUGUUUUUCCUCAUAAUUAAUGCUACAAUCUUAUUGUGUGUUAAACUUAAACACACACUCA